CUGCGUGGCAGCCUGGACCGCGGGGUGGCCUACAACCACCACCGGCGGCGCAUGGAACGCGUCGACGCGCGGUGCUUGCGUGCCUUCGAGAACGCACACGAAAACCGCGCGUUCGUAUCGUCCAUCCGAACGUGCGCCCCUUCUGCGCAUUUUGGAACGCACACACAGCAUCUGCAGCAUCAGCGCGCGCGCGGCACAUGGUCCUCUCGUGUCCUCCCGAGCAGCAUCCCCGAUCACGUACGAGGUCAUCUCUUCGCUCGGGGUGAUCCGAUCAGUAGCACGAGCGUGGCACGAGCGCGGCACGCAACAGCGCAGUCGACAAGUGUGGGGUAGUAGGUGGUUGUCAUGAUCGGCCUCGAGGUCUACGUACACCACGUCGUCAUUAGCUGACUGAAGACUACUCCAAGAUCGAGAGCAUGACGUGGUCCGGAAGCGGCAACGGCACUAGAGAGGACUGGACGUCAAGACGGCCGGCACGUGUGACGUCCUCGACGAAGUCGUAGCAGAAUGUGUUAACGAUAUCGGGGAACGCUACCGAUCGACGUGAUCGGAAUUAUCGAACGACCGACCGGGGGAGAGAGAGAGAGAGGCACUGAGACGAGGUCGACCGCGAGGAAUUGCGCCUUCCAAAGUGGGUCGAACCUGCGACACGCUUACUCUCACUGCGGAGAGGAGAGCCGUACCAUUUCGCCGUGGACGACAGAGAUACGCGGGAGAUUUGCGGCGAACCGGAGGCAUAGAUGCGCGCGCGCGCGCGCGCGUGUCGCACGCGUGCACAAGUACCUACAUGCCAUCGUGUCUACAAUGCAUAGCGCCAGACCACUACGGUGCGACGCGGUUCUUUACUCUCGAUAGCUAAAAGCGAGUAAUAUACGGUAUUUGUGGCAAAAAGCGGACUUUGAGACUGCGGAAAAGGGAAAGAGUGCCAAAAAGAAGGAGCGACGAGGAAGAGAAACGAUAGAAAGAGGAAAGACGGGGAGAGAAAUUGUUUGUAAGAGAAGGGAAGUGGAAAGGAGAGAGAGAGAGAGAGAGAGAGAGAGAGAGAGAGAGAGAGAGAGAAAGAGAGAGGAGCUAGAGAGAGUAAUGAUCGUGACGACGGUCGUGCGGACAAAUGAACACCUCGGCACAGCGUUUGGGAUAUUCCAAAGAUGUGAGGAAUGAUCACGUGGAUGAUGGUCGGGCUGCUUCUGGCUGCGGAAACUUGCGGCAGAAACGUCCUCUCCGGAAACGGAAACGGAAACGGAAAGGAAGAGACGACGAAGCGGCGGGAGGGCCUGAAGGGCGUCAGCGCGGACGAGGAAGACAUCUAUCGUCUAACGUGCUACACUUGCGUCAACGUCAGCGAUAAUCAGAUGUGCAACGAAUGGGCGAUAGACACACCGUGUCCGGUGGGAGGCCGUGAUUUUUGUCGAUCGCUGCACAUUCUGGACAGCCGGGGGAACAGUGUCUUGGUAAGCAAGAGUUGCGCCAGCAGCGAGGAAUGCGGGCCAGCGUCGGUCGGUUGCAUUCCCGUGGACACGCAGCAGAUUUGCAUAAGUUGCUGCGACCUGAGCUACUGCAAUAUCGAGUCGCCCACCAACGCCACCAAUGCGAUCUAUUCCCGCAAACGACGCGCCAAGUCGAAAUCGAAGCGCAAACGGCCCGGCAGAAACGGGGUCGAUGCGGCGACGCGACUCUACGGAUCCAGCUUGCUCUGGCUUCCCGCCUCGCUCUUCUAUGCAUAUCAUUGCUGAGGAAGUAGUAAACACUACUAAACCGCGCACGCGAAGCGGACAGCGCGGAAAUCGCGCCGCGGAAAUCGCACGCCGCCGAAUACGCGACGGUAUCGCCGCGCCAAAACGGGGCGUGACUCGCCGCGAUCAUUCUCGAUCGAACAUUCUUUUCUGUGAUUUCUUCUGUAGUGUCACGCUCGCCUAGAUAAUCGACACCGCCGUCUAAUUCCGACCAAGCUUUCCUGACGAACUUUCGUAGGGAAAACUCCUAAUAUUCCGUGUGUUCCGAUUCUUCGCGCUCGCCGGGCUAAUCUCGGCGACGAUUAUAUCUCGUCCAAUUAUUUGGAAAGGAAUCAAGUUAUCGUUCUAUUUUUCGUACUCCUCCGUUUGACAUCUUCGUCUCCAUUCUUAUAACUUUAAUAAAGAACUCGUAAAUCUUGACAAACGUUGUAUACGUCGAUUGAACGCCUGUGCUUAUACGAGCACAAGCUCGGAGGAACGAGAUGUUCGUUUCGGGGGGAUAAAGCGUCCGUAAGGAAUUGUUUGGAAGUAGUUCCAGAAAAGAUUCAGAGGAACGAGAUCCGUAGGAGAAAAGAGCGGUCGCGAAAAACUUGGCGCCGUUCCGCGCUGUCCGAAACGUUAUUAAUCGGGGACUCUCCGAACUAAUCGGGUCUCCCCCGUGAUGGCAAAAGGAAUUGUUUUCUCGUCGUAGUAUCGGUAGUCGCUAUGCCUCGAAGUAGAAGGAAACUUAUGGCACAAAGAGUAACGCGAUCGAAGGAGACUUAAGGAAAGAUAUCGAUAGAUCCGAAUUCGUUUCCGGCGAGACGACAAUCUAGGCACACUACGCAAUAAAGUUCACGACCACUAAUCACACGAGUGUGUAGUUUAUCACCCGACGAUCUAAUGUCGUGCUUACUUACUUACUUUCGCGAAAUCAAACAUUAAACAGACUGUAUGAUUAAGGAUAAUUAAUUUAGAGAGUGUGUAAUAAUCUAUAAAAGUGUAAACAGCGUAUAUCAAGGCAUCAAGAACAAAUUUUAAUUAAAUCGAUUUCCCUCUUAAUAUCAAAAUAUUUGGCAUACAUACACACACACACACACAUUUAAUUUAAUCCAGUGGAAUCGAACGGAUAAAAUUACUUUAUAUCAUCGUGUGACUGGCGGUUAAUACGUUGAACGUGGAAUGUUUGUUGCAAUUAAGGGCAUAAUUGGUCAAAGUAACCGUUAAAAUUCGCUGCAUCGAAACUUCAGGGGUAAAUUUGCUAACGCUGCGGCAAACCGCGUAGUAAGCCGCGAGUUUGCAACCAGCGAUGCAUCCAGAAGCGAAUUCGAAUUGUCGACGCAAAAAUUAUUCACACGUCUACAAAACUCGCCUAUACUACAGACUCUUCAACGCUACUAUAAUUAUUAAACAAUUACAUAAAUAUAUUACGAUAUAGAUACUAUACAUUGUUUCGGCAUGUAAGAAUACUGUUGGUAAUGAAAUAAAGAAAAUUAUACUUGUCA
This is a messenger RNA of Wasmannia auropunctata (little fire ant), 3217 nucleotides long. RefSeq lists its product as uncharacterized. Gene Ontology annotation, molecular function: acetylcholine receptor regulator activity. The transcript has 6 exons. The coding region runs from base 1158 to 1733 and encodes 191 amino acids. Lineage: Eukaryota; Metazoa; Arthropoda; Insecta; Hymenoptera; Formicidae. The record is from RefSeq and is a predicted model, not a curated record.